Messenger RNA from Aegilops tauschii subsp. strangulata, 654 nucleotides. Its product is annotated as B3 domain-containing protein Os06g0194400-like. Lineage: Eukaryota; Viridiplantae; Streptophyta; Magnoliopsida; Poales; Poaceae. Gene Ontology annotation, molecular function: DNA binding. The record is from RefSeq and is a predicted model, not a curated record.
AUGGCUGAACCCAACUCGUGUGAGGAGCAGUGCAGGAGGCAGGUGGAGGAGAACAAGCGGAAGCUGGAGGAGCUGCGCUUGCACCGCCUCUCCGUCGCCGUGCGCGAGGCCGCCGUCAAGCCGAAGCCGACCAAGCUACCGAGGCGGUGUCGCGAUGCCCCGACUCGGCUGUCCGGAAGGGUCGCCGGUCUGCCCGAGCAACCCGAUUACCGCGACAGAAAAAUCAGGGGAGGGGCAUAUGUCGAUAGAAGGCAAUUGCCACCUGAUGAUGUGUACGCCACCGACGAAGCGAGCGCCUACGCCCUCACCAAGGCUGAAGAGCUCAAGAGCCAGCUGUGCUUCGACCACCCCUCCUUCGUCAAGCCCAUUUGCUAUAAAACUGCCACAGCUAGCUGCCUGCGCAUACCUCAGCUAUUCAAAGAGUGGUAUCUCCCGUGGUGUAAUGAGAUGAUUUAUCUGGUGGAUGAACAAGAUGUUGAGUUUCAUUUGCCUUACUAUGCGCUAAGUGGUUCCAUCGGCACUGGGUGGAAAAUGUUUGCCAUCAGCCACAACCUAGCUGAUGGUGAUUGCUUGGUGUUCCAGCAAGUUCAGAAAACUAAGUUCAAGGUCUACAUAAUUAGAGCAAGUUCCUACUACGAAAAGGACCACUGUUGA